Messenger RNA from Colletotrichum karsti, 2199 nucleotides. RefSeq names its product iq calmodulin-binding motif protein. NCBI's taxonomy places the organism in Eukaryota, Fungi, Ascomycota, Sordariomycetes, Glomerellales, Glomerellaceae. The record is from RefSeq and is a predicted model, not a curated record. Gene Ontology annotation, molecular function: protein binding. The transcript has a single exon. The coding region runs from base 1 to 2199 and encodes 732 amino acids.
AUGCUCGCCCCAGCCGCCAUCGGCUCUCGGGCCAGAUCCAUAUCCCUACACCGUCGUCGCAAGCAGGCGGCGGAAGACCCCGCAGGCGCAGUAGCAGCACUCGCCGCCGCCGUGGCAGCGCCCAUGAUGACGAAAUUCGACCGCCCUGCUUCUGCCGUCGCAACCGAAAAUGACCUGCACGCUCAAAAAGAAGCAGUCGGCCGCGACGAAUCUGGACCCCGGAAGACCCCUCUUCACCACCACGUUUCUUGCGCCGCAAUUACCCCGCCGGCGAGCCCUCCCGUGCCAAGACCCGACCAGCAAGAACAGGAAGAACAUCUUAACCCGGACUUUUCUGCGACCGUGACGACAACCACGACGGCGCACAGCCAGAGCGGCGACGACACAUGCUCGCUCGCGCAUGAUAGCAUCACUAACAGCGCGCGACAAGAGUACAUGGACAGCCUGGUCCCGCCGUCCCGCGACGAGUUUGACAAGAUCGCAGAGGUGCAACGCACCAAGGAGGAGGAAAUCAAGCGCAGUCGCAGCAAGAGGAGAUCGAUGCAGAGCCAAAUCUCCGUAGAAGGUGGGGUUGGAGAGGUCGAGGCGCCGCUGCAGUCGCCCGCAUCGAGGGGGAGGGGAAGGAGUAGCAGCGAUGCGAUGAACAACGCUGCGACAAUGAUCCAACGCAACUAUCGUGGCUACCGCGUGAGACGAGAGAUGCAGGGUUUGGGCUUGGAUGCCUCGACGAGGUGGUCGUCCGCCAUUGAGGAGGCGCGGUUCCGCCAGCUGAACAGGCCGAGAGCAAAGAGCUCCGCGGCCUUGUCUGUGAGCGGAGACCAGCACAGCGUUCUUUCGAGAGACUCUGAUGGCGGUAUGCGCUCGGCGACGGCGCGGGAUAACUGGAGGAAGGCGGCGACGAUUGCGCGCCGUGCAGGGCACGAUGACGCUGAGACGGACUCCGAAACGUCGUCCUCCUCGGAUGACUCUGAGGAGUCGCCUGAGCAGAGGGCUGAACGGCGACGGCGCCGCGAAGAGGCCAACGGGAAGCGGAAGAAGGACUCCAAGAUGAUGGGCCUGCAGUACUUUCUCGAGAUGGUCGACCUCAAGCACCGCUACGGGAGCAACCUGCGAGUGUACCACGAGGAGUGGAAGAAGUCGGACACUAACGAGAACUUCUUCUACUGGCUUGACUACGGUGGCGGCAAGAACAUCGAGAUGGAGGCGUGUCCUCGUGAUCGGCUUGAGAGGGAGCAGGUGCGGUAUUUAUCACGAGAAGAGAGACAGUAUUACCUCGUAGAAGUCGACCAGGAGGGACGUCUCUGCUGGGCGAAGAAUGGCGCCCGGAUCGACACCACCGAAUCGUACAAGGACAGCGUCCACGGCAUCGUGCCGGCCGACGACCCCACGCCCGCCUGGUCGCAGAGCAACGUCCCGCCCUUGGAGGACCGCGACGUUGACGACAGCCGGUCGGAGUCCUCCGUCGAGUCGGCGCUCGAAGCCGACCGCGCAGCCAAGUACGCCACCCCGGAACUCGACAACGCAACGGGCAUGAAGAAGGUCUCGCACCUCUCCGCGGCCACCGUCUUCAACAAGCUGCUGCGCAAGUCCGUCAAGAAGAACACCUGGAUCUUCGUCGCCGACACCAGCUUCCGGCUCUAUGUCGGCAUCAAGUCCUCGGGCGCCUUCCAGCACUCGAGCUUCCUCCAGGGCAGCCGCAUCUCGGCGGCGGGGCUCAUCAAGAUCAAGAACGGCCGCCUCUCGAGCUUGUCGCCUCUGAGCGGGCACUACCGGCCCCCCGCGUCCAACUUCCGCGCCUUCGUCAAGUCCCUCAAGGAGGCCAACGUCGACACCUCGCACGUGUCCAUCUCCAAGUCGUACGCCGUGCUGGUCGGGCUCGAGGUGUACGUCAAGUCGCGGCAGAAGAGCAAGAAGACGCUCGAGAAGAUGAGCCUGAAGAAGGAGAAGAUCGUCGCGCCCGAGGAGGCGCGGAAGCGCGAGGAGGAGGAGAUGGACAAGAGCGAGAGCGCCGCCAAGGAGCGCAAGGUGCUCGAGAGGGAGGCCGAGGAGAGGGAGGAGAACCGGGCCGCCGUCAAGCUGAUGAGGAAGCUGCACGUCUCGCCCAGCGAGCCGCAUGGCCAGAGAGACGGGGAUCCUGCGGCGAUGGAGCCGCUGGCGGAGGAGAGGACGAGGGAGCAACGGGCUGCUUCUGGCGUUUAG